AUGCUUCACAACGCACGCCCGGAUGGCACAUGGUACUUCUCAGGCCCUGAGGGCCAAGGCAACAGUGCACGUGGUUUUCCCAUUACCCACGCUUCCUACCCGCCCUAUGUGCGCACGCAGCUCGACGAGCAGAUAGACGAUGUUUUCCUUUCGCAACAUUACAACAGUUCAAGCACUGCAUAUCAAACAGGCAGCUCCCAAUUCCGUGUCACUCCCCAUACCAAUCUCACUCGCUUACUCGAACGCUUUGCCAGAGCAGCAAUACACAUGCUGGCACUCAAGGAAGCUGUCAUAUGGUCUCCCUUGAACUGGCGGAUUACAGACGAUAGAGAUGCAGGCAUUGACUACUGGACCAAGAACGGCGAAGAAGACGACUACAUCGAUGAGAGGGCCGCGCGAUCCGGGAAUCUAGCAUGGGGUAUUGCAUACGCAGGACCAGGACGACGUGCAAAUACCUCUUUAUGUCGUCGACUGGAAUGGUUAGUUGGGCCGUGGCGCCCUGAUGGGGAACUGCAUGGUCUCUUCCAGGAAAUCGGGCGCAUGAAACACGGUGAAGAACUUGAGAAGUUCUGGACCACAGAUGUGACCGAUGAUGAUGGGAUUGGCUAUCGAGAUUGGCUCGAAGACAGCAUGAUGUUUGGUGUGGAUAUGGGGUGUGUUCCAGUGACACACUAG
Molecule: messenger RNA, 675 nt
Organism: Alternaria atra
Lineage: Eukaryota; Fungi; Ascomycota; Dothideomycetes; Pleosporales; Pleosporaceae
Exons: 1
Coding region: 1-675 (224 amino acids)
Source: RefSeq, a predicted model, not a curated record